AGACAAAGAGACAGACAGACAGAGAGAGAGAGACAAACAGACGAGAGACAGACAGAGGGACCGGAUACCUGAUGAACAUCAGCGGACCUGUUUGAAGACCGCAGCAUCUAGGCUACUCAGGCCGAUAAUUAUGAUGUCGGAGAAUUUGGAGCCGAGCGAUGAUGUCAGCCUCCUGCACCCCCACGAGUUGGAGCCCCCGAGGGAGGAGGACGGACACUGCCCCCUGCCCUUCAGGCUGCAGCUGAUCGACGACUUGUCCUACGAAGACGUGAAGAAGUGUUACAGAGGAUCGACAGUCAGCAAGUACAACUCUCAGUACCACAAGCUGUUCCAGACCGUUCCUAAAGAGGAGAUCCUGAUGAAAGUGUAUUCGUGUGCGCUGUUGAGAGACAUCCUGCUGCAGGGACGACUCUACAUCUCCAGAAACUGGCUGUGUUUCUACGCCAACCUGUUUGGUAAAGACAUCAAGGUUCUGAUUCCCGUGGUGUCGGUUCGACUGGUGAAGAAACACAAGACGGCCGGCCUGGUGCCAAACGGCCUGGCUAUCACCAUGGAUACGGCACAGAAGUACGUGUUUGUGUCCCUGCUGUCCAGAGACAGCGUCUACGAUGUCCUCCGGAGGAUCUGCACUCACCUGCAGGUGAACGGGAAGAGUCUGAGUCUGAAGCAGUACCUGGAGGAGCCCAGCUCCCUCUCCAUGGAUGAGUUCCCGGAGGUGCUGAAGUGGAGGAGGAAGCCCUCGCUGCCAGCUGUCUCGUCCUCGCUGCCGGACCUGCUGGGAAGCUCCUCCCCCGACCUCGUCGCAGACACGCCUUUCAGCACGCACACGCUCACAGACAGCAGUUUGGAAACGGAGAAGAUCCUGCUGACAGAACCGGUACCUGAACUGGGUCAAAUGGAGUACCAGCUGCUGAAACUCUUCAUCCUGCUUGUCUUCCUGCUGGUGCUGUCGUCGUGCUAUCUGGCGUUCAGAGUUUGUCGUCUGGAGCAACAGCUGAGCUUCCUGAGCAGCCAGCCGACGCUCAGAGAAAGGUGUGGAGAGGUGCCCUGCUGGCUAGCCAAUCAGAGGACAGGAACCUGACACCGAAAGCCAAUCACGGAGAAGAGGAACUAAAACUUGCACUUACAUAGACUACCCCUCGGGGUGGGGUGGGGGGCU
Perca flavescens (yellow perch) is the source of this 1159-nucleotide messenger RNA. It is a transcript of the gene gramd2ab, whose product is annotated as GRAM domain containing 2Ab. Gene Ontology annotation, cellular component: endoplasmic reticulum membrane; organelle membrane contact site. Gene Ontology annotation, biological process: regulation of store-operated calcium entry. NCBI's taxonomy places the organism in Eukaryota, Metazoa, Chordata, Actinopteri, Perciformes, Percidae. Bases 131 to 1081 code for a protein of 316 amino acids. The transcript is spliced from 12 exons. Gene Ontology annotation, molecular function: phosphatidylinositol-4,5-bisphosphate binding. The record is from RefSeq and is a predicted model, not a curated record.